GUCUAAUUCACCAACGAACAAGAAAAAAAUUAGAAAAAGGUCAUCUAGUAGUAGAUCACCAUCAAGAGACAGAUCAAUUUCACAUUCACCUGCGAGCCGCAAAAGAUGAGGCUGUCUUGAAAGUUAAUGUUUGAACCUUCACUUUGAGGAAAAGCAAAAGUAAUGGACGAUACUACAAGUGCUCUUCAGUACCAAAAAUAAAUUGCAUGUGCGUUCCUUCCUUUAUUUAAUUAUACUUAUUCUAUUAGAUGUUUUUCUCUCCUCCCUUUUUAUUUUUCCUCUCCAUUUUAGCAUAGGUUAAGUAAUCAUAUACAACUUAAAUGAUCUUCCAAUCUCUGAAGCUAUUCAAUUUUUGAAAAAAAAUUCAGUGCUAUCAAGUUCAAUUUUGAUGCCAUUAUAUGUGUCACUCUGCAAGAUUAGAAAUCAUUGCUUUUAAGCAAUGAAUCUGUAAACAAGCUAAUAAAUUAUUAUAACUCAAA
Molecule: messenger RNA, 479 nt
Organism: Parasteatoda tepidariorum (common house spider)
Lineage: Eukaryota; Metazoa; Arthropoda; Arachnida; Araneae; Theridiidae
Source: RefSeq, a predicted model, not a curated record